CGCCGCGGUGGUGCUUCUGGUGUUGUGUGCCAUUUUCGGCGCCGGGCACAUUUCCGAAUCGCGGUGGCAUUGUUAGGCUGGCUCGAUCUCCCGAGUCGUCCGUUCGCUCCUUUUGUUUCUUGUUCCGUGUCAUUUCCAACAGUUGCUCCCGCUUGCUUUGUGUGCAGUGCGGGGCAGUAGAGUUUGCGAGCGCAACGCCUGCUUUAGGCGCAGCAUGUGAAGUACGUAGGUGUGCGAGCGUGCGCGCACACACGCGCGCAUCAUCAUGCAAACAUGUAACGCCUUCUCUUUGACCUAAUGUGCGUCGCCGAUUUGGUUUUGAAACACUUUGUGGCGUCCACGCGCUCAUAUUUAUUGCACGCGUCCGUGUUCCGCGCCGCAUGCCAGAGCGAGGGCUUUUUGUGUGAAUGUGCAGAUGGAGUGGUGUGAGGCAGCUGCUCUGUGGUUAUCUGCGGAGCAAACGCACUCGCAGGCAAAAUUACAGCGAGUUGAAAUGUCGCUUUGGGCGCUUGGCUGAAAUGGUUCAAAAUGGCGCAACAAUGGGCGGUACUUGGGCUUUGAACUAUGCCCGCUCGCUGCUCCCAGUGGUGGCAUUUUUAAGGACAUAAUCAAAAUGUCCUCCAACUGCGAACAUUUUCUACUUUUUCCCCUCUCGCCCUCGGUGUUGGCGCGGCAGAAAACACGUCACCGUCCGAUGUGCGCAAGCAAGUUUACAUGCAUAUCCGGGGACGUGCGUGUGAGGGAGUUUGGUUGAGCCGUGGACAAAAGGGCUGAACCCAGCGUGCAGGCGCCAGUUUCCGGGACUUUGCUGCGUUUUUUUUUUUUUUUUUUUUAAGAAACUCUCCUGUUGGAGAGGAAACUAAACGGGACUUUAAGGAUGGACUUGACAGAGCAUGUGGCGAUGGAGAUAGUGAAGGUGUGGAGCGAGGACGGGGCUGGCAAAGUGGUGGAAAUCCCGGCGGACAUGACGGCCAGAGACGUGUGCCAGCUCCUGGUCUACAAGAGCCACUGUGUGGACGACAACGCCUGGACGCUGGUGGAGCACCACCCCAUCCUUGGCCUUGAGAGAUGCCUGGAGGACCACGAACUGGUGGUUCAGGUUCAAGCUUCCAUGAGCAGCGACAGCAAAUUCCUCUUCAGGAAGAACUAUGCCAAAUAUGAAUUCUUCAGGAACCCCCUGAACUUUUUUCCAGAGCAGAUGGUGGCUUGGUGUCAGGAGUCUGAUGGCACAAUCCCUCAAUCACAGCUCUUACAGAACUUCCUGAACUCGAGCAGCUGUCCAGAGAUUCAGGGCUAUCUGUUUGUGAAGGAACCUGGACGCAAGUCUUGGAAGAAGCUCUACAUGUUCCUGCGACGCUCCGGCCUCUACUUCUCCACUAAAGGAACAUCCAAGGAGCCCCGGCACCUGCAGCUGUUGUCUGAUCUGGACGACAGCAACAUAUUCACCACGAUCACCGGCAGAAAACUACACAAUGCGCCGACAGACUACCAGUUCUCCAUCAAGCCCAGUAAAGCGAGAGGGGACUGUAAGGAGCUGAAGAUGUUGUGCGCUGAAGACGAGCAGAGCCGGACGUGCUGGAUGACUGCCUUCAGACUUCUAAAGUAUGGCCUUGUCCUAUAUAAGAGCUACAGCGUCCCCCAGCAGAGGAAGACCAACCUCUCGCAAUUCUCCACGCCUGUGCGAAGUGUGUCAGAGAACUCCCUGGUGGCGAUGGACUUCUCGGGACGGACUGGCCGUGUCAUCGACAACCCCGUGGAGGCCCAGAGCGCUGCCGUGGAGGAGGGACAGACAUGGAGGAAACGGAGUCAGCGUAUGAAUGUCCUGGGCAGCCCGUCGCCCCUGCACCCGUCCUCUCUGAGCACAGUCAUCCACAGGACGCAGGUUUGGUUUCACGGUCGCAUCAUGAGAGAAGAAGCCCACAAAAUGAUCAUACAACAAGGCCAAGUAGAUGGGUUAUUCCUCUUGCGGGACAGUCAAAGUAACCCCAAGGCCUUCGUGCUCACUUUGUGCCAUCACCAGAAGAUCAAGCACUUCCAAAUUUUACCGUGUGAAGAGGACGGUCAAGUGUUCUUCAGCCUGGACGACGGCGCCACCAAGUUCACCGACCUGAUCCACCUGGUGGAGUUCUACCAGCUCAACAGAGGAGUGCUGCCCUGCAAGCUCAAACACCCGUGCACCGCCGUGGCCUUGUGACACUCCUUCUCCUCACCCCUUUCAGUUUUUUGGUUUGCACACCUCACAGAUGCCCCCACACCCCGCACCCCACCACCACCCAAGACCCUACCUUUCUGCCCCCACGCCCCCGGUGAGUCAAGUCUGGGUGAAGAAGUGAAGCGAGCUUUUGGCUGCCUUAUUUCUUUUUGGAGGUUUGAAAAGGGCGCAGAACGUUGUGGAUUGUGGACUCCUGCGUCGCUGCCACGGAGACCAGAACGUUUGUGAUGGUGCACAGAAGCUCGUGAAUGAUGGCUCUCCUUCCAUUGAACCCCCCCGCCCCCCGUGCCCCCUUCCGAUCCCACUCUAUUUCCCCCCCAGGCCUGAUAAGCUGUGGUGCAGGAAGCGCCACCCUUCUUCUUCUUCUUCUUCUUCUUCAUUGAUCAUCAGGGAUGGAGGGGAAUCCCUCCGGGUCUCGAGCAAACUUUGGAUCCAGGAGGUUUUCUCAACCUGUGCAGUCCAGUCUGGAUAAGCUGACACCAUGACACCGCCCACUCCACCAAACCACACCCACAGCCCCACCCAAACCCACCCUAUGCGUGUGGCUCUACUGCUGUGUCCGGGAUCAAGUCAAGCGCGAGGAGAAGGAUCUAAACGAGCAGAGGCUUAUCAGAAAGGACAAAGGAAUGUUUAUCAGGAAGGCCGAGACGAGCCUCUCUUUUAGACUUGAUUACUUGAUGUCAUUUUAAUGCUGUUUUUAUGACUGUUGAUUAAAUGCAGAACUAGUUUGCACUCGUGUGCGGGGAGAGGGGGCGGGGUGGCACCGGUCAAUCAUCAUCAUCAUCAUCCUCCUCCUCCUCCUCCUCCUCCUCCUCUUCCAAGUGGGAGAAACAUGCAUGUCGAUCUCCAUCCACGCUGAUGGGAUUUAAAACAAGAGGAGGCAAAGAGAGUCACGGCUGACGAUGCAGGUUUGGCAACAUCCCGGAGAUGUAUGUAGCUCACGGCGCCGUGGCCAAACUACUGUUGGAAUGGAGAGAGCAAGAGAGAGGGAGGCAGACAGAGAGAGAGAGAGGGGAAAAGUGCAACUAGGAAGAGGAGGAGGAACGUCUGAAUCCGCCGAGACCAUUUGAAAUGAAAAGGGUUAUUUGUUGGCUUUGUGAAUGUCAUUUUGCUUUUAUUCCCCGAGUCUGUUUUCAGCUCGCUGCUUGCACAUUUUCAAUGAUCCAGAGGUUAGAGUAGAGCGUCGGAGGCAUCCUGAAGACUCCCGCUUCCCCCUCCCCC
Hippocampus comes (tiger tail seahorse) is the source of this 3433-nucleotide messenger RNA. Its product is annotated as growth factor receptor-bound protein 10-like. Gene Ontology annotation, molecular function: insulin receptor binding. Gene Ontology annotation, biological process: negative regulation of Wnt signaling pathway; negative regulation of insulin receptor signaling pathway; insulin receptor signaling pathway. Lineage: Eukaryota; Metazoa; Chordata; Actinopteri; Syngnathiformes; Syngnathidae. The record is from RefSeq and is a predicted model, not a curated record. The transcript is spliced from 13 exons. Bases 878 to 2194 code for a protein of 438 amino acids.